This is a messenger RNA of Macadamia integrifolia, 1835 nucleotides long. Its product is annotated as probable (S)-N-methylcoclaurine 3'-hydroxylase isozyme 2. The transcript is spliced from 4 exons. The coding region runs from base 1 to 1515 and encodes 504 amino acids. Gene Ontology annotation, molecular function: oxidoreductase activity, acting on paired donors, with incorporation or reduction of molecular oxygen; heme binding; iron ion binding. The record is from RefSeq and is a predicted model, not a curated record. Lineage: Eukaryota; Viridiplantae; Streptophyta; Magnoliopsida; Proteales; Proteaceae.
AUGAGAAUCAUGGUUCAAAGAGCUGUCAUCGGAGACAUAAAUCUCUUCUUCCCUCUCUUCUUAUUAACUCUUCUCUUUCUCCUUUACAAGAAUUUCAGAUCUUCCCCAUCCAAAGGUCUUCCACCAGGACCAACUCCAUGGCCCAUCAUAGGAAACAUUCACCAAAUGGGAAUGGAGUCCUAUGUCUCAAUCACCCACUUAGCUCAAACCUAUGGCUCACUUAUCUCACUAAGACUUGGUCCCCGGCUCCUUGUAGUUGCAUCAUCACCAGCCUCGGCAACUGAGAUACUCAAGACCCAUGACACUGUACUCUCCGGCCGCAUCGCAGUCGACCUUAAGGCCAAUCCAGAACGCAUGACAAUGGUAUGGGCUCCUGAGUGCAAUGAUCAAUGGAGGAAUCUACGUACCCUUUAUCGGUCUGAGUCGUUCUCAGCCAAGGUGAUCGAGUGUCAAGAAAUUUUGAGGGAGAAUAAGGUGAUGGAACUUAUAAGUUUUCUGAGUGCAAAGGAAGGUGAUGUUGUGAACAUAGGUGACGUAAUGUAUGCCACUGUUUUUAACAUCUUGAGUAAUCUUUUCCUGUCAGAGGAUUUGAUUAGCUUUGAGGAUGAUGGUAGCGAUGAAAGAAUCAAGCAACUGAUGAAGAGGAUGAUGGUGUUGGUGUCAACUCCUGACUUGGGUGAAUUGUUUCCAAUAUUCAAGAGGUUAGAUAUUCAGAGGCUAAACAAGAGGAAGAGGGGGUUGUUUGAGAAGAUCAGUGCUACGUGGAAGAAUAUCAUCAAAGAAAGAAGAGCGAGGGUAGUUGAUGGUGGUAUUUCAAGCGAACAAGAUUUCUUGGAUUUUCUGAUCAACCGUGGCUUUACCGAUGAUUAUAUCAACAACAUAUUUCAUGAGCUUUUCACUGCUGGUACAGAUACAAGUGGAACAACAAUUGACGGAACAACAAUUGAGUGGGCAAUGGCUGAACUGAUGAAAAAUAUAGAUGCCAUGAACAAAGUUCGCGAUGAACUUACAAAGGAGAUGAUAGGAAAUUUUGUACAAGAGUCUGAUCUACCUCGGCUACCCUACCUUCAUGCCUGUGUAAAAGAGACACUAAGAUUACAUCCUCCAGCACCAUUUCUCCUUGCUCACCGUGCAAUUGAUACAUGCACUGUGAAGAAUUAUACCAUACCCAAGGACUCUUCAAUAUUUGUGAAUGCAUGGGCAAUUGGUCGGGACCCUGUGGCUUGGGAUGAUCCAUUAACCUUCAAACCAGAGCGGUUCCUUGAAUCUGAUGUGGAAUUCAAGGGUAACCAUUUCCAAUUCAUACCCUUUGGUGCAGGAAGGAGAAUCUGCCCAGGAAUACCCAUGCCUGCUAGGCAGAUUCAUUUCAUUCUGGCUUCUUUGAUUCACUCCUUCGAUUGGUCUCUCCCAGAAGGCAUGCAUCCAGCCAAUCUAGACAUGACUGAAAAGUUUGGAAUAAUGUUACGGAAGAAACAACCUCUACUCCUCAUUCCUAAAGCAAGACACAGUCAAUGAUCAAGUCUUCCUUCCACAGUAUUGUGAGAGUGGAUUAUGCCUUAUCUUGGUGAGUGUCCAUAGUUUUCUGCUAGCCUUUUAAUCCUAUAUUGAAAGUGUAGGUUAUGCUUUCAUUCUAUGGAGUUCUAUUUCAAUUUGUAUUGUCUUUUAUUUUCCCUUCAAUCAGUUUUCCUUCCAGUGUUGUGAGAGUGGAUUAUGUAUUAUCUUGGUCAGUGUCCAUAGUUUUCUGCUAGUCUUUUAAUCCUAUAUAGAAGGUGUAAGUUAUGCUUGCAUUCUAUGCAGAUCUAUUUCAAUUUGUCUGUCUCUCUUCUUCUUCUUUU